GUCUGAGUGCUGCGAUAUCACUUUCCUCUUUCGCUCCCCCUUCAUUGAGAUCGCAACUGCGAACCCACAAACCCCUCUCUGCAAGAUGGCUUGAUUUUCACUCUAUUUCCCCUUUUCCUCUUCGAUCCGGUCUUCUUUGCAAUGGAAGGUAAUCAAUCAGUUGCUACCCUCAUAGACUCAACAACCUGUAAGAUUCAACAGCUUCAGAAAGCAUUUGCCGAACUUGAAAGUCACCGGGCUUUAACACUUAACCUGAAAUGGAAACAACUUGAAGAGCACUUUCAUGGUCUUGAGAAGUCCUUAAAGAGACGUUUUAAUGAGUUGGAAGACCAGGAAAAGGAGUUUGAAAUGAAAACGAUGGAAGCCCAGCAACUGUUGGAGAAGCGGGAAGCUGCAGUUGUGGCCAAGGAGCAAGAUUCAUUGAGGAGGCUUCAAGAGAAGAGAGAUGCUGCAGUCUUUGCAAUUGUUAAUGCUUUGGGGAAGCACGACAAAUUGUCAUCUUCUGGGCAUGCUGUUGUUGCAAGUGAGAACCGAGCUGGUGUGCCAAUUAUGGAAGAGAAACCACCUGAUGCCAUGGCUGCUGAAAGUAACUUGGAAGAUGUAAAAGGGUCUUCUGAAAAUGAAAAUGUGGAGUUGAAGUCUUAUCCCCAGCUCAUCAAAUUAUGUGAAGAUAUGGACUCAGAAGGGCUUCACAAAUUCAUAUCUGAUAACCGUAAGAACCUUGCUGCCAUGAGGGAGGAAAUUCCACAGGCAUUAAAGGCUGCAAUGGACCCAGCCCGUUUUGUGUUGGAUUCGCUGGAGGACUUUUACCGAAUUGAAAUACCUAAUUUGGAUGGAAAGAAGGAUGCUAACCUAUUGGGUCUCCGUCGAACCUGUAUCAUGCUGAUGGAAUGCCUUAGCAUUUUGCUAACAAACCCAGAUCUGGGACCUGUUUCUGAAGUCUCAGAUGAUGUUAAGGAAAUAGCAAAAGCAAUUGCUGAGGAAUGGAAGCCCAAGUUGGAUGCUCUUGACAUUGAUGCCAGCAAUGGGAACUCCUUGGAGGCUCAUGCAUUCUUGCAGCUUCUGGCCACCUUUGGUAUUGCUUCUGAUUUUGAUCAGGAAGAAAUAUCCAGGUUAAUACCAAUGGUUUCUCGCCGUCGCCAAACAGCUGAUUUAUGUCGCUCCCUUGGGCUGUCAGAGAAAAUGGCAGGUGUAAUCGAGAUACUGAUAAACAGUGGAAGGCAAAUUGAUGCUGUUAACCUGGCUUUUGCAUUUGAGCUCACAGAGCAGUUCUCGCCCGUGCCUUUGCUGAAGUCCUACUUGAAGGAGGCAAGAAAAGCUUCAUCGCCGCUCAAACCUGGAAAUGCAUCUCCCACUGCACAGAAUGAAGUCAAUGAACGGGAGUUGACUGCCCUUAAGGCUGUGAUCAAGUGCAUUGAAGACCACAAGCUUGAGGAGGAGUAUCCCUUGGACCCACUCCAGAAACGGGUUGUGCAGCUAGAGAAAGCCAAGGCAGACAAGAAAAGAGCUACUGAAGCUGCAAAGCCCCAACCCAAGAGGCCCCGUGCCAAUGGUGUAGGAUAUGGACCCCGAGCCACUAACGUUGCCGCUGACAAAACCUUCUAUGCUAGAGUGACUGAUAGGUACCCACAGUACAUAUACGACAGACCCUAUGUUUACCCCGUACCCACUGACAACCAUGGCCCUUCACUUCUGGGUUCUGCUACUUACAACCUAUCUCCCAGUCAUGGCAACUACUUUGGAAAUGGCUACCAGUACCAGGCCCCAUAUCUUCACUAGCUCUGUAGAGAUGGCCAAAUGAUGAUAAUGAUCCUCGCCUGUUAACUGUUAGUGUUAACCCUUAAGUUUGUUGGAUGUUGCAGUUUAUGAACAACUUUAGUAUGUUUAAAAAAACCCGAAAAACAACAAAAAAACAAAAAACCAAAAAAAAAAACAAAAAACCAAAAAAAGAAAAAAAAUAACUAGCCCUGUUGAUUAUUAAUUUGGUGUAAAAGCAGAUGUUUUGAUCCUCUAAUAUAUGCACUAUGCUUUUCAUGUUUAUAUGUUUA
Messenger RNA from Vitis riparia (riverbank grape), 2048 nucleotides. RefSeq names its product FRIGIDA-like protein 3. The transcript is spliced from 4 exons. The record is from RefSeq and is a predicted model, not a curated record. Lineage: Eukaryota; Viridiplantae; Streptophyta; Magnoliopsida; Vitales; Vitaceae. The coding region runs from base 142 to 1779 and encodes 545 amino acids.